This is a messenger RNA of Capsicum annuum, 1038 nucleotides long. RefSeq names its product peroxygenase. The record is from RefSeq and is a predicted model, not a curated record. NCBI's taxonomy places the organism in Eukaryota, Viridiplantae, Streptophyta, Magnoliopsida, Solanales, Solanaceae. The coding region runs from base 149 to 889 and encodes 246 amino acids. Gene Ontology annotation, molecular function: calcium ion binding; monooxygenase activity. The transcript is spliced from 7 exons.
GCAUGCAUUGUGACACGAAGUUCUUGAGUUUUUUCCAUCUCUUUUUUCACCUUAUUGUUGUGAACUCAAACGCAUUGCUUAUUAUUAUCAUUGUUGAGUCAGAUACAUUUGGUAUUUUUGGAGAAAUUUGUGGAGGGGAAGCUAAGAGAUGGCAACGAUGGAGGUUGCGGGGAUAGAUCGGAAUGCAGCCUCCUCGCCGGAGGCGCCGCUUGCACCGGAGACUUAUGAAAGGAAACUUAGGACUGAUUUGGAAACUUCUAUUCCAAAGCCUUAUCUGGCGAGGGGAUUAGUGGCUCCUGAUAUGAACCAUCCCCAUGGAACUCCUGGCCAUAGGCAUUACGGCAUGAGCGUUCUUCAACAGCACGUCGCGUUCUUUGACCAGGAUGAUAAUGGCAUUAUUUAUCCAUGGGAAACUUACUCCGGACUUCGUCAAAUUGGCUUUAAUAUGAUAGCAUCUCUCAUAAUUGCCAUCGUCAUCAAUGCUGGUUUGAGUUAUCCUACUUUGCCGGGGUGGUUUCCAUCUCCUUUUCUACCGAUAUAUAUUCACAAUAUACACAAGGCCAAGCAUGGAAGUGAUACUAGCACCUAUGACAGACAGGGAAGGUUCUACCCUGUGCAUUUCGAGAAUACUUUUAGCAUGUACGCUCGCACGCUGCCUGAUAAGCUUACUCUUGGAGAACUCUGGGAAAUGACUGAAGGCAACAGGGAAGCGUUCGACUUAUUUGGCUGGAUCGCGAGCAAAAUGGAGUGGGGAGUUUUGUAUGUUCUUGCUAGAGAUCAGGACGGUUUUCUAUCGAAAGAAGCUAUAAGGCGUUGUUUCGAUGGAAGUUUGUUCGACUAUUGUGCAAAGAUACAAAUGGAAAAUGAAGGAUGGUUGAAGGAAGACUAGUUAUCAAGACACUAUUAUAAAUCAACAUUGUAAUAAACUAGGCAAUAGCCUAGAAUUGAACUUGUAUAAUUUGCCAUCUUUUGACUGCUUGUAACAUCACCCAAAUUCGCGUUGCAUUGAGUUAAAUGGAAUCUUAGUGUGUUUCGUCA